AUGAAAUUCGGUCAAGGCUAUGAAGCGGCACUUGCUAGAGGCGAAUACCCUCCAGACUGGGUUGAAUCGGCUAUUUCGUAUAAGAAGCUGAAGAAGUGUAUCAAACGCGUCCAAAGAGAACUCCUCAGUCUUGGUCUUGAUAAAGACACUCUUGACGCAUUGUGGCAGCAUGUCGAUUCGGGGAAAGGGUCGGGAGGAGGAUUAAUGCACUAUUCGCUGGAUGGCAACGAUUACAGCUUUACACCAAGGUUAACUAUUGUCGUCGAUCCACGCGAUGGUUCUCCCAUGGACGCUUGGCUGAGUCCAGAGACACGUCGAAACUUGUUACGGCUUGCGCGCAAUUCGAGGGCGACUGUAUCUACUGCAAGCACUCGUCCGGAGCCUGAUGAUGAGCAACGACUCGGGGACCGGAGUGGCGCAGAAACCAACAACGCCACAUCAGACGUUGACUUGACUUCGAAUGGACCUGAUGUCCCAGGUAACGAAGCGGCAGAGCAGGAUCAGGUUCAAACCGUCGAGAUACCCUUGACCUCUGACUCGGAGUUCUUCCAGAUACUGCGACGCGAGCUCUCCGAUCUUGAUCACCUGCAAGACGCCGAGCAAUCGCGACUGCAGGAGGAGAUUGCCAGGCUGGGAGAUGAGUUACGUGCUGUCAAAUCAUCCAAAUCCAAACGGUCUAAGGACGAGGUGGAGGCAUGGAGGAGGAUUCUCGAGCUGUAUUCCGAUGCCGAAGUGUUUGAAUCGUCUCACGAACUCGACGCCGGAGCGCGGGGUGCAGCCGAUGCACAAAAGAAAUUCCAAGAAUUCAAUCAAGCUCUUUCCACUCAACAGCAAAAUAUCCUCAAUUUUGGAAAGGGGGCUAGUGUGGCCUUGGAUCGCUUCCUCCGCAUCAACGUCAAACUGCUCCGGUUGAUCAAGUUUCAAGAAAUCAAUCGCACCGCUCUCCACAAAAUCAUGAAGAAAUUCGACAAGCGAACCGCCCUGCAUGCCCGGUCCCACGUCUCGACAGCAUUGGUCAAGUCUCCCUUCAUCACGCAAGACCUGGCCAAAGCCACCUGCUUCACCAUCUCGGAAGAGAUUCUCAAGAUCAUCCCCCAACUCAACGAUUAUUUAUGUCCGAUAUGUUUCAGCAUUUCAUACAAACCGGUCCGUCUGCGGUGCAACCACGUCUUCUGCAUCAGGUGUCUGAUUGUCCUGCAAAGAGAGGAACGCAGCCAUUGUCCGCUGUGUCGAGAGGAUGUGGUUCUCGAAGCCACGAGUGCCAACCUCGACCGUGAUCUGAUGAAGUUUCUUAAGACGAAUUUCAAGAGCGCUGUCAAGCAGAAGCAGCAAGACAACGAGAUUCAAGCAGGAAUCGAUCGGUGGGGGGCCCAGUACGAAAAUGCGCAGAAAUGCCUUGUCAUGUAA
This is a messenger RNA of Capronia coronata CBS 617.96, 1407 nucleotides long. RefSeq lists its product as uncharacterized. The record is from RefSeq and is a predicted model, not a curated record. The transcript is spliced from 2 exons. Bases 1 to 1407 code for a protein of 468 amino acids. Lineage: Eukaryota; Fungi; Ascomycota; Eurotiomycetes; Chaetothyriales; Herpotrichiellaceae.